GAGCGGAGGGGGCUGCGCCACGAGUUGCGGGGGCGUUAGAGGCUUUGUCUUGCGCGGAAGACACGUCCCCCACUACUUGUCCAUUCCAAGCACGUCCUUCAACAGCAGCUUACGCGUCUGCCAGCAAGACAACUCGAUCAUGAUGUAUCCUUUGUCCAGCAACUAGAGGUUGCCCGGAUCUCAGCCCAGAUUCCAGCAUGACGGAACCGGCAGUGCCCGGCGAGGAGCUAUGCUCCUCAGACUUGGUCAGCCCCAUACCGAAUGCGGAAAUCUCCAACACAUCCAGCAUGUCCUUGGCUUCCACUGCCCUGGCACUUAUCCACAAUGGUUUUCCGCUCAUCGACCGGAGGAGUGAGGAGGGUUACCAUGGAUCGGAGGUGGAACCGGUGCUAGAAGCAGACCCAGGACUACAAUCCCGACCAGAAUCCUCCGCAGUGCACAUAACAGAACCUUUAGUUGAGCAUCCAGCUCAACACCCAGCAGAUCCCACAACAAAACAACUUGAAGAUAUCCCAGCAGAUCUUUCAGCAGAUCUCCCAACACAUCUUCCAGCAGAUCCAACAUCAGCUUCACCAGCAGAGCCUCCAGCCGAUCCUUUAGCGGAUUCAUCAGUGGAUUCAUCAGCGGAUUCAUCAGCGGAUUCAUCAGCGGAUCCAUCAGCGGAUCCUUCACCGGAUCCAUCAGCGGAUCCUUCACCGGAUUCUUCAGCGGAUCCGCUGGCAGAUUCGUCAGCAGAUCCCAUAGCAGAUAUCCCAUCAGCAGUUAUGCCACCAGAUCCACAAGCUAGUCCCCCAAAAAAUCUGCCAACAGAGUUAGCAACGAAUCACCCAAAGGAAGCCAUUGAUGAAGAACGACCGGACACACAAAAGCCAUCGAGUAAACAGGAAGGUUCCAUCAAAGUUAAGAUGUCCCCUGACGCACCUGUGUUUUAUCCCAUGGGUACCAGACGAUCCCACAAACAGUCAAACGAAGAGGAGCCCCCACCGAGUGCACCCCACAAUUCGGCGCCGAAAAACUCCUUCGAGUUUGGCCUCGCAAACGGAACGGGGCCAUACAUCGGACCAGGGGGGGGCAAUAUUCCUCGGAGCUACUACUUCGUCGAUCCUACCACCGGCAAGCGCAUCAAGAACAACUAUAAGGGCGCGAAGACCGAAGUACACCGGAUUGAACUAAUCCCUAACCGGCGAGAGAUCCCACAAUCUAAAGCAAGAGAUACCUGGAUUGCCAACUUAAACAAAAAACCACCACCACCACCACCACCGCAGCCAUCACCACCGCAGUCACCAGCAACACAGACACCACCACCACGACCACCAACAGAUGAAAAUGUUACGCAGAAGGCUCCUGGAAGAGCGUCGAUACCCAGACGCAACAAUUCUCGCCAUUUUCUCUCAGAUCCAACGAAGUUCAAAAUAUCCCCAGAGUUUCCAUCCUUCGAGUCCUUUGCCGGGCAGCUGGACGACAUGGGUGUGAAACGGGAUGAGUUCAUGGCAACGCUGCGAAACCUUUUAAUAAGAGCCAAUGACCUGAUGUUGCCCCUACUCCAGGGUCCCUUUAAGUACAUGACGACCUUACAGAUGGCCGAGUACACCAGCGCAAUUCUGGACACACCUCCGCUACAUCCGAGUAUCUUCUUGCCAGCGAAUACGCCGCGUCCCUGGACGAACCUCACUGGACUCAAUCGGCCCUUCGACAUCCAUCCGAACAGUCUCACGCCAGAGGAUCUGGCCAUUGCCCAGAAAACUCCCAAGCAUGUGGAAGCCACCACUCAGACGGAAUACCUUUGCAUCUGCAUGUUCAUCAAUCAAGGAAGAUCGGCGCCGGCGGCUGUGCCACCACCAGCACCUGUGCCACCACCAGCACCUGUGCCACCCCCAGCACCUGUGCCACCACCAACAUCUGUCCCUCCGCCAACAACUGUCCCGCCGCCAGCAAAUGUCCCGCCGCCAGCAAAUUUCCUGCCGCCAGCAAAUGUCCUGCCGCCAACAACUGUCCCGCCGCCAACAACUGUCCCGCUGCCAUCAACUGUUCCGCCGCCAGCAAUUGUCCCGCCGCCAGCACCUGGGCCGCCGCCAGCAUCUAUCCCGCCGCCAGCAUCUGGCCCGCCGCUAGCACCUGUGCCGCCGCCAGCACCUGGUCCGGGGGCUGCAUACUUUACAGGAUCACCUAUUAACACUCCUCGAAUGCUCAGGGCACCAGGCGGAGGACCCGGUGGACCGAGAAUACCGCAGGCGUAUCCGACAGUAUCCGGGCCAGGAGGCUCACAGAGCGGACCACCACCACAACAGCCGUUUUGCUUCUGGAGUAGGCCUAUGCUUCCGCAUCCUGCGUCACAUCGCAUGCCCCGGCCACCGCAUCCAAAGGCCUUUCAGCAUCCGAAUCCACCAGCGCAUCACCAUUCACCAACACCACAUCCGCAUCUCCAUCCGCAUACCUGUGCCCAUUCCCAUCCGCAUCCACAUCCGGGAAUGCAGGCGGGUCAUCCGAUGGCGUCGAGGAAUAGCCCACAGCCGCACAGGCUGUGUGGAGCAGCGCGCUUCCAAGAUGGGGGGUACCGCGGCUACCGCCUGCAAGGUCGCAACAGUCCGCACAACCAGCCGAAUCAAUGUCGCUUUGGUCCCAUCGGUAGUGGUCGUACCAGCGAAAAUAGUGACGGGAACUUCAGCAAUACGAACUACAACAACGGAGGAAACCCAGUCUAUGCGGGCACACAAAGUGGCAGCGAUAAGAUGGCUUCUGAUCUAUUCCAACCCCUGGUGAGAUGUGUCUACCCUAUUGAAUAUGAGCAGCUGAGGCUGAACGUGUAUCCACCGAGCUUUGAAUACAUGGAUAAAGCCAAUAUACAGGUGGAAUCCUCUACAUCGAGCUCCGAUUCGUCGAGCACCGAAACCUCCGGCUUGCUCAAGUUCGCCCAGAUGGAGCUGGGGGAAUAUGUAAAGAAUAAGAAGGCAUGCAAAGACAACAUCGACGUGGCUUGCAAUGCCAAUGGAGGCUCGGCUGGUACACAAUCCAAGAUGCCUUCGACUUCCCACGAACACUAUAGUGGUAACCAGUUCAAUCCGAAGUACAGCCAACAGCAAUGUCCCAAUCCCAAUGAAGGCCCGUCUGGUUCUCAAACCAAUAAGCCUUCGACUUUCCAGGAAAACUAUAUUGGUAACCAGUUCAAUCCGAUGUACAGCCAACAGCAAUGUCCCAAUCCCAAUGGAGGCCCGUCUGGUACUCAAACCAAUAAGCCUUCGACUUUCCAGGAAAACUAUAUUGGUUACCAGUUCAAUCCGAUGUACAGCCAACAGCAGUGUCCCAAUCCCAAUGGUGGCCCGGCUGGUACUCAAUCCAAGAAGCCUUCGACUUCCCAGGAACACUAUAGUGGUAACCAGUUCAAUCCGAUGUACAGCCAACAGCAGUGGCCCAAUCCCGACAACAAUGCAGCUAUGUUUAGCCAGGAGCAGGCAGGUCCCAGUGGAAUUUAUAUGAGACCUCCUCCUCCGGUACAACCAAUACCACCACCAUUCCCUCCAAACAUGUAUCCGAUACGGCAGGAGAAGCCCAUGGGACCGAUCCUGUUCGAGGUGGGCGGCAAUACCGGCCACAGUGCCGUCUCGCCCAUGAUGCAAAACGUCAACAGUGGCAACGGGUACGGUCAUGGUCGUGGUCGUGGAUACGGCCCUUGUCCGAAUCAAGGCACUCAUGGCCAGAAUCCCUACGGACAUAUGACUCAUCCGGUACCUUCGCCACAUCAGGCACACCAGACUCAUCCAUCCCACUACGGAAUGUCCUUCAACGGCAAUAUAGCCCCGAAUAUGAGCCACAUGAACCAGGUCAGUCACAUGAACCACAUGGGCAGGGGCAUGGGCGUCGGAUUGCUUCCGUUGCCUUUGCAGAUGCUCAGUCCAAGUCGGAUGGAGCAGCCUAGCUCCAUGGGUAUGCCCAUGAAUAUGCCACCACCCAACCUUAUGAGUCCUCGGCGCAAUGUAAUACCUAUCAAUACCUAUCACCAGAAUGGAAGCAACCCGGACACGAACAAGAUUCCGCCAUAUGGCGGACCUGGAGGAGUGAACUUGAACAAUGGGAGCGCCGAGAUGCAGCAAAUCAGGAGACCUCCCGAUCUUCGCCAAGGCUUCGAACACAAUGUGGGUGUGUCGUGUGACAACACGCCAAGUAUUCACCUCUUGAGGAUUUCCUUGCCACUAUCCGUUCUCCAAAGUGGAGCACUUGUCCAGGAUGAUGGUGCACCCAACAACAACAACCAGAUCAACAUCCAAAGCAUGAAUCCGAACUACAACCAGAACAACAUUCAAAGCAUGAAUCAGAACAACAACCAAAACAACAUCCAAAGGAAGGAUCAGGACAACAACCAGGACAACAUUCAAGGCAAGAAUCAGGACAACAACCAGAUCAACAUCCAAAGCAUGAAUCCGAACAACAACCAGAACAACAUUCAAAGCAUGAAUCAGAACAACAACCAAAACAACAUCCAAAGGAAGGAUCAGGACAACAACCAGGACAACAUUCAAGGCAAGAAUCAGGACAACAACCAGAUCAACAUCCAAAGCAUGAAUCCGAACAACAACCAGAACAACAUUCAAAGCAUGAAUCAGAACAACAACCAAAACAACAUCCAAAGGAAGGAUCAGGACAACAACCAGGACAACAUUCAAGGCAAGAAUCAGGACAACAACCAGAUCAACAUCCAAAGCAUGAAUCCGAACAACAACCAGAACAACAUUCAAAGCAUGAAUCAGAACAACAACCAAAACAACAACCAGAACAACAUCCAAAGGAAGAAUCAGAACAACAUCCAAAUCAAGAAUCAGUACAACAAUCAGAACAACGCCCAAGGCAAUAAUCAGAACAACAACCACAACAACAUCCAAAGCAAGAAUCAGAACAACAACCAGAAAAACAUCCAAAGCAAGAGUCAGAACAACAACCAAAACAACAUCCAAAGCAAGAAUCAGAACAACAUCCAGAAAAACAUUCAAAGCAAGAGUCAGAACAACAACCAAAACAACACCCAAAGCAAUAAUCAGAACAACAUCCAAAGCAAGAAUCAGAACAACAUCCAAAACAAUAAUCAGAAAAACAUCCAAAGCAAGAAUCAGAACAACAACCAGAACAACAUCCAAAGCAAGAAUCAGAACAACAACCAGAAAAACAUUCAAUGCAAGAGUCAGAACAACAAUCAGAACAACAACCAAAACAACAUCCAAAGCAAGAAUCAGAACAACAUCCAAAGCAAGAAUCAGAACAACAUCCAAAACAAUAAUCAGAAAAACAUCCAAAGCAAGAAUCAGAACAACAACCCGAACAACACCCAGGACAACAUUCAGGACAACAUCCAAAGCAAGGAUCAGAACAACAACCAGAACAACAUCCAAAGCAAGAAUAAGAACAACAUCCAAAGCAAGAAUCAGAACAACAUCCAAAGCAAGAAUCAGAACAACAUCCAAAACAAUAAUCAAAAAAACAUCCAAAGCAAGAAUCAGAACAACAACCAGAAUAACACCCAGGACAACAUCCAAAGCAAGGAUCAGAGCAACAACCAGAACAACAUCCAAAGCAAGAAUAAGAACAACAACCAGAGCAACAUCCAAAGCAAGAAUCAGAACAACAACCAGAACAAAGACAAUGAGCAGAAGAAGAAAACCCAACCGUCCUACGCUUCCUUCCUGAAGUAAGUGUCCAGAAGAAGAGAAUUUUUACUCUUAAAAUUAUGUUUCUUUUAUUCGAUUAAAUAAAAAACACUCACACUG
Messenger RNA from Drosophila mauritiana, 5753 nucleotides. RefSeq lists its product as uncharacterized. Bases 198 to 5678 code for a protein of 1826 amino acids. The record is from RefSeq and is a predicted model, not a curated record. The transcript has 6 exons. Lineage: Eukaryota; Metazoa; Arthropoda; Insecta; Diptera; Drosophilidae.